Messenger RNA from Closterium sp. Naga37s-1, 5139 nucleotides. Lineage: Eukaryota; Viridiplantae; Streptophyta; Zygnematophyceae; Desmidiales; Closteriaceae. The record is from the annotation of a GenBank genome assembly.
AUGGCGGUGUCGUUCGAGGGCGACGACGUGCGGCAGGGCGUGCCGGAGAACCUCGAGAACCUCGUCGCGCCGCACAUCGACUCCUUCGACUAUUUCGUCGAGCGCGGGUUACCAGAAGCUGUUCGCCUGAUUCGACCCGUGGAAGCGGGCACCACUUACAUCCCUUUCCCCCAUUUCCCCCCGUUUCCGCUCCCCGCCGCCCUCCUUCCCCCUCGUCUCUCCCACACCAGUGCCGCCAGGCGGGCACCACCUACAGGGGCGACUUCCGAAUCGACUUCCUUUCCACCAUCCCCCACACCCCUCCACCCCCCGUUUUUGCCCUCUUCCCCUUCGUCUCUGUCACACCAGUGUCGCCAGGCGGGCACCACCUACCGGGGCGACUUCCGCAUCGACCUCUGCGUCUCCUACUUUGACGAGGACGAUGACGUGGCGCUUGCUGACGUGGCGAAGGGUCCCAUGCAGCGCCAGCAGCUGAGCCUGGGCAGGGUGCCAAUCAUGGUCAAGUCCGGUUCAUGUCAUCUGCGCCACCUCACACAGGAGCAGCUCGUGCGGCGCAAGGAGGAGAGCAUCGAGCUCGGCGGCUACUUCAUCUGCAACGGCAUCGAGCGUCUCAUCCGCCUGCUCAUUGCUCCCCGCCGCAACUAUGUGAUGAAUCUGCGGCGCCCCACGCUGCUAAAGAAGGGGCUCAACUUCUCUGACAUGGCCACCACCAUCCGGUGUGUGCGCACAGACCAAUCAGCAGUGACCAACCGGGUCGUCUACGUCAACGAUGGCAACGCAUGCUUCAACUUCUCCCUGAGGAAGCAAGAGUAUUUCAUCCCCGUGGGGAUCAUUCUCAAGUGCCUAGUGGACGUCUCAGAUGCAGAGCUUCUAUCCUCAUCCUUCGGCUUACCUGGCUUCUUGUCCAUCUACCUCCCCGCCUCCCACCCUUCCGUAAUCCCCUGUAAUCUCCCCUCCCAGUGCCUGGUGGACGUCUCAGAUGCAGAGCUGUACGAGCAUCUGACGGCCAUCCUCACAGCACAGCAGGCAGCAGCCGACCCUCCGGAGAGCGACACGCAGCUCACAGCAACCGAAGGAGGAGUAGAGGCAGCAACAAAACCAGCAGCAGCAGCGGCGGCGGCGGCGGCAGCGGGGUUGGGAACGCAGUUUGUGAGAGAGAGGGCGUUGGUGGUGCUGAGUCACCCGCGCUCUCUGGGCCUCUUCACGCGCAUGGAGUGCCUGGCCUUCCUUGGAAAGACUUUCCGCCCUGCUGUCAACGUGCCCAGCUACAAGUCAGACGCCUAUGUAGGGCAGCAGAUCAUAGCGGACCUGGUGCUCGUGCAUCUCGACAAACCCAUGGACAAGCUGCGCCUGCUCGUCUUCAUGCUGCACAAGCUGUGGUCGAUGGUGGACGGGCUAUCACAGGAGGACUCAAUGGACACGCUCAUGCACCACGAGCUCUACCUGCCAGGCCACAUCCUCAACAUCUUCAUCAAGGAGAAGCUGCAGGUACACCUGCACAAGAUCCAAGCGCACGCCGCCCAGGAGCUCGUCGACAACCCCACCACCACCGACCUCCGCGCCUCCAACUGGCUGCGCCGCCUCGUCGAGGGCGGCCGGCCCGGGGCGGCAGGGGCGGCGCCGGCCGGCGGGCUUUCGAUGACGUUUAUAGGAAAGGACAUAGAGUACAUGCUGAACACGGGGAAUCUCGCGAGCCCGUCAGGGCUGGACAUGCAACAGAGGUCGGGGUUCACGGUGGUGGCUGAUAAGCUCAACUGGCACCGCUACCUCUCGCACUUCCGGUCCGUGCAUCGAGGGGCGUUCUUCUCCACUCUUCGGACCACCACUAGUCCGUCAGGGCUGGACAUGUCUCAGAAGUCGGGGUUCACGGUGGUGGCUGAUAAGCUCAACUGGCACCGCUACCUCUCGCACUUCCGGUCCGUGCAUCGAGGGGCGUUCUUCUCCACUCUUCGGACCACCACUAGUCCGUCAGGGCUGGACAUGUCUCAGAAGUCGGGGUUCACGGUGGUGGCUGAUAAGCUCAACUGGCACCGCUACCUCUCGCACUUCCGGUCCGUGCAUCGAGGGGCGUUCUUCUCCACUCUUCGGACCACCACUAGUCCGUCAGGGCUGGACAUGUCUCAGAAGUCGGGGUUCACUGUCGUGGCGGAUAAGCUCAACUGGCACCGCUACCUCUCGCACUUCCGGUCCGUGCAUCGAGGGGCGUUCUUCUCCACUCUUCGGACCACCACUAGUCCGUCAGGGCUGGACAUGUCUCAGAAGUCGGGGUUCACUGUCGUGGCGGAUAAGCUCAACUGGCACCGCUACCUCUCGCACUUCCGCCAGGAAGGGGUUUCCCCUAUUUGUGCGCAAGUUGCCCCCAAAGUGAGUGCUCCUGCUGCUCUCGCCAUGCCUCACAUCUUCGUCUCCCCAUCUCUUCUCCCUCGUUUUCUCACCUUUACCCCUUCCAUGGCAGGUCGUGGGUGGGGGUUCGUGUGUCCCGUGCACACACCAGACGGCGCCCCCUGCGGCCUCCUCACCCACCUCUCAGCCCCAUGUACAGUCACCGCCAACCUCAACCCCCCUUCCCUCUUUUCCACCCACCCCGUCUCAUCUCACGGCAGGUCGUGGGGGUUCGUGUGUCCCGUGCACACACCCGAUGGGGCCCCCUGCGGUCUCCUCACUCACCUGUCAGCCCCAUGCACUGUCACCACCGACCUCACUCCCCCUCCCCUCGCCUCCCCCUCCCCCUCCGCCCCCUCCUCCUCCUUAGCCCUCCUCCCCUCCACCCCCGGCUCUGCCCUCGUCCCCCACACCCCCUCCACGACUGCCGGAACUCCCGGGGCAGCCUCCCUAGCCUCGGGGCUAGGUUCGGGGGUUGGCUCGGUGAAGUCCCGCGACGCGAUUGGCCGGGCGGUGCUGCGGUGUCUGGCGCCGUUUGGGCUGGCGGCGGUGGGGGCGGGGGUGCCGCCCCCUGCCCCGCCUCCGGUGUUUCUGACGGUGAUGGUCGAUGGGUGUCUACUGGGGCACAUUCACUCAGAAAUGGCACCGGCCGCGGUGAAGCAUCUGAGUUCAGUGGGGCUAGUGGCAGUGUCUCUGACGGUGAUGGUGGAUGGGUGUGUGAUGGGGCACAUUCAUUCCGAGAUGGCACCGGCUGGGAUCCCUCGGGACCUAGAGGUCGCCUUCAUCCCCUUCUCCCAGCAAGGAACCUUCCCGGGCAUUUUCCUCUUCUCUGCGCCGGCUCGCUUCGUUCGGCCUGUGCGGCAGCUGCCCUCCCUCAACCCCAGGGCCGCCGCUGCACCCACCUUCGAGCUCAUUGGCAGCCUCGAGCAGGUCUUUCUCGACGUGCUCUGCCCCGAUGGUUCGUCGGCCCCUUCCGCCCCGUCCGGCCAAGCCUCGGCGACAGGUUCGGCGACGCAUGAGGAGGUUCGGCCGACGGAUAUCCUGAGUGUGAUGGCGAAUCUGACCCCUUGGUCCGAUUACAACCAGAGCCCCCGCAACAUGUACCAGUGCCAGAUGGGGAAGCAAACGAUGGGCAUGCCGCUGCACUCCUUCCCCUUCCGCAAUGACAACAAGCUGUACCGCCUACAGACGCCCCAGACGCCCAUCGCCCGCACGGCAGCGUAUGACGACUAUGCCAUGGAUCAAUACCCCACUGGGGCCAAUGCUGUCGUUGCCGUGCUGGCUUAUACCGGGUAUGACAUGGAGGAUGCGAUGAUCAUCAACAAGUCAUCCAUGGAGAGGGGCUUUGGCCACGGUUACAUCUACAAGAACGAGGUGAUCGAGGCCACCCAGGGGUCAGCGUCACGCGUGGCCAAGUUCACGCCGUCCGGGCUGCCCGUGCAGAUGCUGGGGCGGGCGGCCAGUCACCGACGCGGACACAAGUGGACCAUUGACACCGAUGGGCUGCCCCGCCCUGGGGAGCACAUCACAAGCGGCGACGUGUAUGCAUGCAAGGUGAACACGGUGACAGGCAAGGCGGACGAGAUCAAGCUCAAGGGGUCAGAAGAUGCGGUGGUGGACGGGGUCACGCUCAUCGGCACCGGCGCUAAGACAGCGCUCACUAAGGCAUCCGUGCGCAUGCGCUUUGGGCGCUUGCCACAAAUAGGAGACAAGUUCAGCAGCAGGCACGGGCAGAAGGGAGUGCUGUCGCAGCUGUGGCCCGAUGUGGACAUGCCCUUCGCCUCCUCCUCUGGCAUGCGUCCAGACAUCAUCAUCAACCCCCACGCCUUCCCCUCCCGCAUGACCAUUGGCAUGCUCGUUGAGUCCGUGGCUGCCAAGGGUGGAGCCUUGCACGGAAACUUCGUGGAUGCUUCCCCGUUCCGCCCUGCCACGUCCAACCCCCCGCCGCUCACCAUGAGCCUCAAGUCUCGCCAGCCCGCCCAGCGACGUGGCGCCUCCCGAUUGGCCCGUUCCUCUGCUGGUACCCCUGGUCUCUCCACUCCUGUACCCCGCUCAAAACUGCACAAGAAAUCCGGUGCCCCCCCCACCCCUGCUACUCCUGUCACUCCUGCUGCUGCUGCUGGUGCUGAGAAAGGGCCUGGAAGCUUCACACCCUUGGAUCUCCCAACCCCAUCUUCAUCUGCCAAGCCUGGCCAGGCUGCCAAGCCUGCCGCAGGUCCGGCGGCAGCAGGUAGGGCGGGAGAAUCAAAUCAGCCGCAGAAUCGCGAGGAUCUGGUGGACACAUUCGGGCGGCAACUGGUGGAAAAGGGAUUCAGCUACUAUGGCACAGAGACUAUGUACAGCGGAGUGUACGGGUGCGAAAUGGAGUGUGAAAUUUACCUGGGAGUGGUGUAUUAUCAGCGGCUGCGGCACAUGGUAUCAGAUAAAUUCCAGGUUCGGUCCACCGGGCCUGUGAACCCUCUCACGCAGCAGCCGGUAAAGGGGAGGAAGAAGGGCGGUGGAGUGCGGUUCGGAGAGAUGGAGCGCGAUGCAAUGCUGUCCCACGGCGCGGCGUUUCUCUUACACGACCGGCUGCACUCGUGCUCAGACUACCACACCACUGACGUCUGCUCUCUCUGCGGCUCCCUGCUCGCUCCAGCGCUGUCUCGUCCCCGAGGCGGGUCGGCAGGCGUGGUGCGAGUGGCGAUGCCCUAUGUGUUCAAGUAUCUCGCUGCUGAGCUGGCUGCCAUGAACAUCAAGCUCACACUGGGUGUGUGA